AGAUAUAUGGCAUCCGGUACAUCAUCACCGAGAGGGCAAGAACCACAACAGUUAGACAAAGAGCUCCUGAAAGCAGCCAAAUAUGGUGAUUCCACACACAUGCAGGCCAUGGCGUCACAAGAUCGGAACAUACUCCAUGGAAAAACUCUGCAGGGGAACACAUGCCUCCACAUUUCCUGCAUUUAUGGCCACGUGGGAUUCUGCAAGGACGUGCUGGAACUGGAAGAUUCUCUCAUCAGCGCUGUAAACCUCGACGAGGAGACACCACUUAUCACCUCAGUGAGAAAUGGUCACGUCUCCUUGGCUUCUUUUUUACUCGGUCGACACUGCUCUGUGCACCAUGGAUUGAGACAGGCAAUCCUGCAGCAAGACAGGUAUGGAUUUAAUGCACUGCACCAUGCAAUUAGCAAUGGCCAAAAAGAUCUUGCCUUGGAGUUGAUAGAAGCAGAGCCUGCGCUGUCACAAGCUGUGGGCAAGCAUAAUGAGUCACCCAUGUUCUUCGCGGUGAUGAGAAAUUUUACACCUGUUUAUGAGAAACUAUUGCAAAAUCCUUUGUCUGCGUGCUCGGGAGGACAACACUGUCAAAAUUGUCUACAUGCUGCAGUUAUGAAUGGGGAUCAAGAAUUCGUGAAACUAAUCAUGAAGAAACGUCCUGAAUUGGCCAGAGAAGUUGACACAGCCCACGAAACACCAAUAGCACUUGCUGUACGAUUCAACAAGAUUGACAUUUUACAACUAAUGCUGGAACAUGAUUCAACCCUAGGGUAUUUAACAGGCCACAAUGGGUUUCCUCUCCUUCAUGUUGCGGCACAUCGAGGUCAGGUUGCUGCUGCUCGAAUGCUUCUGGAACACUGUCCCGAUGCUCCUUAUAUUGAAUCAGAUGGUUUGACAUGUCUUCACAUAGCUGUAUGGUUUGAUCAACCGGAGUUUGUUGAGUUUGUCCUGAGGACGCCAAUACUUCGCAAGCUUGUUAACGUGCAAGACAACAACGGAAAAACCGCUCUCCAUAAUGCUGUCACAAAGUGCAAUCCUAGAAUUGUUGCUGCUUUAUUGUCUCACGUGGAUAUAGAUGCAACACUACUUGACAACCACAGUAGACCAGCGUCCUGGGAACUGUCGAAGGUUACGGAGAAUGCCAAGACGUUAAACUGGAAUGAAGUGGCCAUGCUUAUUUCGAAAGCUAAUCCACAAAAUGCUUCCGUUCUUCAUAAUCUUCAAGUGCAAGCCAAACGACAGAUGACUGAUGAAUCAAGGAAGAAUGCAAAGUCACUAACUCAAACAUACACAAGCAACACUUCGUUAGUGGCGAUUCUUAUUGCGACAAUCACCUUUGCUGCUGCCUUCACCCUUCCAGGAGGAUACAGCAAUGAUGCAGGAAGCGAGGGACUUCCCAUCAUGUCUAGGAAUUUUGCAUUUCAGGCAUUCUUGAUCUCUGACGUCUUAGCAAUGUGCUCCUCAUUUGCUGUGGCCUUCAUAUGCAUUAUAGCAAGGUGGGAGGACUAUGAGUUCUUGGUUUAUUACACAUCCUUCACUAAGAAGCUCAUGUGGUUUGCAUAUGUGACAACAACUACAGCCUUUUCAACUAGUUUAUACACGGUGCUCGCUCCACGUGUCCACUGGUUAGCGAUUGCAAUUUGUGUUAUGGUAGCUUUACUGCCCAUUCUCACAAAGCUGCUGGGCGAAUGGCCUAUCUUGAAGCUCAGACUUAAGCUGGGUAAAGAUUUCAACUCGGAUUUCCGUGAUAUGGUCUGACCUCAUCAAUUUAUCUCAUUUAUAUGCUGGGUGAAAUCUCUCAACUCUAUCUGUAAUGAACAUUGUUUGGCUAAUCAUACUGUAU
Triticum dicoccoides is the source of this 1837-nucleotide messenger RNA. Its product is annotated as ankyrin repeat-containing protein At2g01680-like. Gene Ontology annotation, molecular function: protein binding. The transcript is spliced from 3 exons. The record is from RefSeq and is a predicted model, not a curated record. The coding region runs from base 7 to 1752 and encodes 581 amino acids. NCBI's taxonomy places the organism in Eukaryota, Viridiplantae, Streptophyta, Magnoliopsida, Poales, Poaceae. Gene Ontology annotation, cellular component: plasma membrane.